This is a messenger RNA of Thyridium curvatum, 216 nucleotides long. RefSeq lists its product as uncharacterized. The transcript has 2 exons. The record is from RefSeq and is a predicted model, not a curated record. Lineage: Eukaryota; Fungi; Ascomycota; Sordariomycetes; Thyridiales; Thyridiaceae. The coding region runs from base 1 to 216 and encodes 71 amino acids.
AUGUCUCUCUGGUCAGCGUACAAGGGGCUCUCUGCCAAUGCCCGCCUCGGCGUCGGCGUCGGCAUUCUCGCCUGGGGCGCCAUCGGACUGUACCUGUCUGACCGUGCCGAGGAGAAGUUCGGAUUCACUCCUUCUGAGCAGGACAAGGAGGCGCUGGAAAAGUACAAACCCAAGAUCCAUGUUGUCGAAAGGGAUGAUCCUGGUAGUAGGCGGUAG